Molecule: messenger RNA, 1911 nt
Organism: Parnassius apollo (apollo)
Lineage: Eukaryota; Metazoa; Arthropoda; Insecta; Lepidoptera; Papilionidae
Source: the annotation of a GenBank genome assembly
AUGUUUUUCUUUCUUUGCGUUGCUGGGCUGUUUGUAGCAUCAUGUGCCGGACAAGUGCAACAAAAUGGAGCUGUAGGUGAUACAGUUUGUCAAGAAUACAACAAGUAUUAUAAAAUACAGGGCAGUUGUGAUUCCUACAUCGAAUGUAACGCAUACAAGGCAACAUACAAGACUUGCCCCGAUGGUCUUCACUUCAUCCGCGAUGUAGAAUGGCCCACAUACCCUUGCGCAUAUCCGUCAGAUACGCAGUGCGACGCCCAAGACGCACCCCAGCAAGCAAUGCCAACACAAGAAUGCGAACACCAAUACGGAUUCUUCGCGUCGCCAUUAGCCACUCGCUCCGACUGUGGCAAAUACCGCAUGUGUGUGGAGGGCAAAUCGUUCGAAUUAGAGUGCUCAAUGGGUCUUGCCUUCAAUCCUGAGACCGGUCGCUGCGACUGGCCUGAUCUCGUCCCCACUUGCGACGCAGAGGCAUUCCUCGGUUUCAAAUGUCCUCCCGCUACGUACGACGAGUUCGGCAAAGCAUACGUAGUAAACUUCAGAUUUUUCGCGGGUGCCCCUCUGCGUGUCUCGGACAUGGAAGCUGCGCCCCACGCUCGCGCUCCACGCACUCUUUGCAAAAUGCUCAACCCAAACCCCUCACAAACAGGCGCCACGCAAAUUCAAACUCACGCCGCCGCCGUCGAUGAUAUAGUUUGUAAGGAAUACAAUACCUACUACAAGAUAAAAGGUAGCUGCGACUCAUAUGUAGAAUGUACCGCGUACAAAGCGACAUACAAGACUUGUCCCGAUGGCAUGUACUUCAUCCGAGAUGUGGAAUGGCCCACGUACCCUUGUGCUUACCCAUCCGACGCACAAUGUGAUGACAACGACGCACCUCAGCAAGCUGCAGCGUCACAAGAUUGCAAACACCAGUACGGAUUCUUCGCGUCACCAUUAGCGACUCGCUCAGAUUGUGGCAAAUACCGCAUGUGUGUCGCGGGCAAAGCAUUCGAAAUGGAGUGCUCAAUGGGUCUUGCCUUCAAUCCUGAGACCGGUCGCUGCGACUGGCCUGAUCUUGUACCUAGCUGCAACGCUGACGAAUUUCUUGGCUUCAAAUGUCCUCCUGCAACUUACGAUGAAUUUGGCAAGGCUUACGUGGUUAAUUUCAGCAUCGCUGGUAGCUGCCACUACUUCUUCUCUUGUAUGGAGAAUGUAGCGCGACUGUUGCUAUGUGACUCCGGUUUUGUGUUCGACUCUACCGUUAACCGCUGCGUGGACGCCACUCGCGCCACCCAAAUUCAAACUCACGCCGCCGCCGUCGAUGAUAUAGUUUGUAAGGAAUACAAUACCUACUACAAGAUAAAAGGUAGCUGCGACUCAUAUGUAGAAUGCAACGCGUACAAAGCGACAUACAAGACUUGUCCUGACGGCAUGUACUUCAUCCGAGAUGUGGAAUGGCCCACCUACCCUUGUGCUUACCCAUCCGACGCACAAUGUGAUGACAACGAUGCACCUCAGCAAGCUGUAGCGUCACAAGAUUGCAAGCACCAGUACGGAUUCUUCGCGUCACCAUUAGCGACUCGCUCCGAUUGCGGCAAAUACCGCAUGUGUGUCGCGGGCAAAGCAUUCGAAAUGGAGUGCUCAAUGGGUCUUGCCUUCAAUCCUGAGACCGGUCGCUGCGACUGGCCUGAUCUUGUACCUAGCUGCAACGCUGACGAAUUUCUUGGCUUCAAAUGUCCUCCUGCAACUUAUGAUGAAUUUGGCAAGGCUUACGUGGUUAAUUUCAGCAUCGCUGGUAGCUGCCACUACUUUUUCUCUUGUAUGGAGAAUGUAGCGCGACUGUUGCUAUGUGACUCCGGUUUUGUGUUCGACUCUACCGUUAACCGCUGCGUGGACGCCACUCGUGUCGAGUGCCAUGAAGGACGUUGA